Symbiodinium sp. CCMP2456 is the source of this 1008-nucleotide messenger RNA. NCBI's taxonomy places the organism in Eukaryota, Dinophyceae, Suessiales, Symbiodiniaceae. The record is from the annotation of a GenBank genome assembly.
AUGGCCGCUGAUGGUCCGGUGUACCACCGUGGUUCAGGCUUAGAUGCGGAUGGGUCGUCCUUGAAGAGCAUUCUUGAAGACAUGCAUCAGAAGAUGCAGUUCCUAUGUGAGGAGCUUUCCUUGGGCCGUGGGCCAGCUGAGGCCGAGGAGCCCGCCCGCGCCAUCCUCCGAAGUUGCGCCACAUUGCGUGGUGGAGCUGGUGGUACUGUCAGCCAGGACAGCUCCGAGCUGAACUCGGCCCGCUCUGGGGACUGCAGCCGACCUCCUCGCUCGGGGCUGCUGUCCAGGGGUGCCACCAGCGCAUUCGGAGACUCUGAAGGAAGAUCCCUACCAGCCCGAUCUCGCACUCACUCGGAGCACGAGAAGGUCUCGAGGGCGCUUUUCGACUUGGACUGCGACCCAUUGGCCGCGAGGGUGGCACACCUGGAGCAGACCCUCACGCAAGAGGAGCCACUGUUGCAGCGCUUCCACUCGGAGCUGCGAGCGAACUUCGCUGCCGAGCUCGAGGCAGUUCGUGCACAACUUCUCGAAGAGUUCCGGGAGCAGGUCCAGGUGCAAAAGCAGCAGGCCAUGGCGGAGCUACAGGCUGCGAAGGAAGCGUUGCGCGAACGUUUUCCAAGCCUCCCCAGUCACCGGUCCUCCGACCGCUUCCGCAUCUGUUGGGAGGAAGCCUUCCGCGGUGCAGCUCAGGGCGAUUUGGCGCUGGAGAGGUUGGAGGCGAUGUCGGCGGAAGUUCGCAGGCUCACUUCCGAGGUCCGCGCGCAGGCGGAACUCCUGGAUCAUGUCCGCUUGCUGACGGAUAGCUUGGAGCCAACUGCAGACGACCUGAGGACCUUGGACUCGCGGGAAGCACCAGGGCCAGUCGAACCGGAGCUCCGAGGUCGCGACGUAGAUGUCUUGGUUGGAAUGGCCAUGCCCGCGAGCGCUCUCACCGCCGACAACCACGCCAGCCGCGUCACGGGACUAGUGGCAUCAGACAAAGGAUGGUGGGAAGCAACAGAGACAUAG